AUGGAAUAUUGGAAAAGACAAGCAGGGUAUGUUGCUUAUGCUGAUUUCAUGAAUGGAAGGACGACAUUUACACAAAUAACCCCUGAACUAGUAAGAGUCACGGGCCAGGUAAACACUGGAAUGACCGAUCCGGAUCCAAAAAAUUAUAAAAUACGUAUAGUAUAUCGUCCAAGUUGUCCUGCUUUCAUACGUCAUUUGGAUUUAACUCCAAAAUUGAUAUAUUCCAUUAAUGUUCCUGGAUCUUCAGCUUACGAAGCCGAUUUUGAUGCCUUUACUGUGCUGGAAAUUAUUGGAAUGUACAUACAAGUUGUUCACACUUCUCAAGGAGUAAUUGGAUAUGGACAAAUUAUUGGAAUUUAG
Messenger RNA from Entrophospora candida, 360 nucleotides. Lineage: Eukaryota; Fungi; Glomeromycota; Glomeromycetes; Entrophosporales; Entrophosporaceae. The record is from the annotation of a GenBank genome assembly.